Molecule: messenger RNA, 1756 nt
Organism: Aphis gossypii (cotton aphid)
Lineage: Eukaryota; Metazoa; Arthropoda; Insecta; Hemiptera; Aphididae
Exons: 2
Coding region: 199-1680 (493 amino acids)
Source: RefSeq, a predicted model, not a curated record
ACCUUUGAUAUAAUUUAAAAUAAGGUAAAAAGUAACUCCUAUCUAUCUUAUCUGUAAUGGGCUCAUGAACAUAAUCUGGAUACUCGCUAUCUUAAAAUAAAUGGGAAAAUUAGCAACGAUUUGUAGUGGACCACAUAUUAUAGGUCUGUGCUCUGUGCAGUACACACUUAGUACACGAUAGUAUACCUACACACAAACAUGGAACACGUUAUUGAAAUUAUUAAAAAUAAUAGUAAAAAACCUAAAAUUGCGCACAUCGGAUAUAUUUAUCAUUUUCAAAAAGAGUGUUCCAAUUUUAUACGUUGGCGAUGCUCUAAAUUUACCUCGUUAAAGUGUCCGAGUGUACUUAAAACGAGUUUAGAUAUUGAAAAACCAAUAUUUAUUAGUAUUGACCAUGAACAUGUUCAUACUUCUAGUAAAAAUGCAGUCGCUGCUUUAAAAUUACAAAACAAAAUGAACGAAAAAGCACAAAUAUCCUAUGCAACACCGAGUCAAAUAUUUGCCGAGUCUGUGAGUAAUGUACCACAUGAUAUAUUAGUUGAAUUGCCAAAAGAAGAACACGUAAAACGUACAAUUCGAAACCACAGAGGUUACAACGAUCCUUCAAAACCAACAUGUAGAAAAGAGUUAAUAAUUGAAGGUGAAUGGUGCUUAUACGGAGAAGAAAGAUUUUUAUUAGAUGACAAUGGUCCAGAUGCGAAUGAAAGAGUUUUAAUAUUUGCUACAGACACGGGUUUAUCUUUAUUAGCAAGUUCUAAUACAUGGUUCAUAGACGGAAAUUUUGGACUUGCACCUGAAUAUUUUAAGCAACUGUACGUAAUUCGAGUUCAAAAAAAUUCAUUUUUUAUUACAGCUGUUUACUGUAUUCUUGAACGUAAAACACAAUACACAUAUGAACAUUUAUUUCGUACUGUAAUGAACGAGUGUGAAAAACGAGGAAAAUACCCAGAUCCCGUUUUUUUAAAUAUGGAUUUUGAACUAGCCGUCAUGAAUGCAGCAAAACUGAUCUUAGGCAGCCACAUUACGAUUCGAGGAUGUUUUUACCACCUCUGUCAGUCAACGUAUAGAAAAUUACAAGAAUUAGGUUUGUCCGAACGCUAUAAAAAAGACGAAGCAUUCCGUAAGUUCUGUACUAUGGUUGAUAGUCUAGCUUUUCUUCCUUUAGAUGAUGUUAAAAAUGGCAUGGAGUGGUUAAAAAAAAAUAUACCAACUGGAGCAGAAGAUUUUAUAAUAUAUUUUGAUACAACCUAUGUUAAUGGAUCUUUUAAAAAAGUAGGUACAAACGAGUCCAAUAUUCGUCUUCGAAGAAUUCCUCCAGUAUUUCCACCUUGUACAUGGAAUGUACAUCAAACUACCUUAUCAAAUGAUGAUAGUAAUAGACACCGAACAAAUAAUGUCACAGAAGGAUGGAACAAUCGAUUUUCCCAUUUAAUUGGCAUUAAACAUCCUACAGUUUGGCAUUUAAUAAGAAAAAUGAAGUACGAAGUUGCAUCGGAUUACGCAAAAUUAGCAUUGGAUGACGUUGGAGAAAUCAAUAUGAAAACAACCAAACUUGGACAGAUGCGGACGACGGAAAUAAGAUUAAAAGAACUUUGUGCCAGGUUUGUAAGUGGAAAAAUAAAUGUUUCGGAUUUUUUAAAUUCGAUAAGCCAUAAUAUUAGAAAACAAUCUAAUAACUAACUUUGAUUAUUAUUAUCUUUAUUAUUAUUUUUUUAUUAUUAUUAUUUUUUAUUACUAUUUCGCUACAGAAUUUAUU